AUGAACGACGCGACAGACACAGAUACUCCUCCAUCUCUUUACUACUCGCCUUCCAUCAGCGAUCACGAUCACCUGUCCACCAGCGAAUCGACUCCCAUUAACACUCCCGUGGGCUUUGACGCAACUUCCUCCUACGCACGCAAACCCUCCAAUCGCAGAAAGGACCCCUUCACUUGGGACUCGAAAGCUUCCAGGGAUUCUACUAAUCGGCCUCUGUACCUGACAGACGGCGAAGAUCCCGCCGACGUCUCGAAUAUACCGUUGUUCCCGUCAUCACUAGGAAAGACCGACACAAUGAACGGCCAACAAUCCCCCUUCGAUCUCUCCGCUCGACAAACAUCGGUUUCACCACCAGGCCAACAAGCAUCUAAUUUAACCUCGGCGCUGCAAAAAGCUGCCAACAAUGAUCGCGCUGGCAAUUCUUCAGUGCCUGCUGCUAGCAACGCAAGCGCCGUCUACAAGGCAGCAGCUGCUCGAAAAGACUCUCUGAGCGCAAGUAUGUCCCAAUGGGGAAACGGGACGAAGCCCAUCUCAGUGAUGGGAUCAAACAGAGAGAAACCUCGUCGCGAAUCUUUAGCCGGUAGUUUGGUCGGCGGCAUGAGCUGGGGCGGAGUUUCUGUUGGCAGUUGGAUACGAGACGAUAUUAUUAUGACCGGCACUUCUCCAUUCACAUUCCAAUCUCCAUCUUUCCAUUCAUCAUCAUACUUGCCAAAAUUAGAAGCGAAUUUCAUGCGUGAUUUUUUCUGCUGUGGUCUCACACUUCCGUCACUGCAUGAUCUGUUGCAACACUACGAAGAAGCGCAUGCACAGAAAGCCACGCAAGGUGGACAACGUCCCAGCCAAGGCGAUAAUCGAGCCGCUAUCAUGGCUGCCGCAGCCGCUGUGGCCCAAUCUCAAGGUCAGUCAAACAUGGGUCAAGACCGUGGAAUGCAGCAAGAUCGUUCGCAGAACGGACAGUCAAAAUUCAAUCCAAACCAGUCUAUCGACACGAAUGCCUUCACAUCAACACAACCUAAUUUAGACCUGGACACAAUCGACGAUAUGGAAAUGGACGACGCAAUGGGUCUAUCCGACUCGACUUCUCAAAUAUUUUCUUCGCAAAUGCCAGUCACACAGGGAGGAUUCAAUUCGAACCAGAGGGUGCCUCAAUUGAAUCUCAGUAUGCUUCAAGGUCAAGGUCUUCGCGGCUCACAACCCGGCACACCUAUCGCUCCCGGUCAUACGCUCCUGCAAAACAACCCAACCGUAUCCUCAGUCAACACACCAACAUUGUCAUCGAAUCCACUACAAAAUUCGCAGUUUCGUAAUACGCCCGAUUCCUCCGGACCUGGCACUCCGGCCGAGCUCGACGAGACCGUCAUCGGAGGCUUUGGCGAUUUGACUAUGCAGGGCGGUGUUUUACCACAGAACGGACAGUUCCCAGGAUUUGGUGGAGGGAAUGAUAUGGUCGAUCUAUGCAUUGAUGAGCCGGCAAAACGUCUCUUCAGUCCCAACGGAGGGUUUGGAGGACAAACCCGACGAAUCCGAGAACAACAAAUGCUUGCCGGUGUGCCCGAUACUUCGUUAGCCAGCAUGUUCCCGAAUGAAGAGCCGAAGCCUUUCAGAUGCCCCGUCAUCGGUUGCGAGAAAGCAUAUAAGAACCAAAAUGGGUUGAAGUAUCACAAAGCGCACGGUCAUAACAAUCAACAACUUCACGAAAAUGGCGAUGGUACUUUCUCGAUAGUCAAUCCUGAAACAUCAGCACCGUACCCUGGCACAAUGGGAAUGGAGAAAGAGAAGCCAUAUCGCUGUGAGGUGUGUGGCAAGCGGUACAAGAAUCUCAAUGGGCUCAAAUAUCACAAAUCUCACUCUCCCCCAUGCAAUCCCGAUCUUCAACUCGCCGGUCGCGGUUUGACCGUUGGUGGCGUCAUGCAAGGUCAAAACAUUAAUGUCGCUGGUGCCGGACUUCCAGGUAUCGGUGAAGAGGGGUUGAUGUAA
Molecule: messenger RNA, 1977 nt
Organism: Talaromyces marneffei
Lineage: Eukaryota; Fungi; Ascomycota; Eurotiomycetes; Eurotiales; Trichocomaceae
Exons: 4
Coding region: 1-1977 (658 amino acids)
Cellular component (GO): nucleus
Source: RefSeq, a predicted model, not a curated record